This is a messenger RNA of Colletotrichum abscissum, 405 nucleotides long. RefSeq lists its product as uncharacterized. The record is from RefSeq and is a predicted model, not a curated record. The transcript has 2 exons. The coding region runs from base 1 to 405 and encodes 134 amino acids. NCBI's taxonomy places the organism in Eukaryota, Fungi, Ascomycota, Sordariomycetes, Glomerellales, Glomerellaceae.
AUGCGUUUCCAGCCCGCUGCUGCUUUCGCUAUCCUAGCGGUCACCACCGGUAUCGCAGCACCGCUUAGCUCCUCCAAAGCCUCCAUCGAUCAAGUCGACGUCGACAUCCAAGAGAGACGUAUCGAAGGGCAGUACCAGUUCAACUUUGCAAACACAUUCAGAGGUGCCAGGCACCCGGUCAGCGGCGUCAUCUUGUCGAUGGUCUACAGAGCGGGGAGCCUCUUUGUCACCAUGCACAACACCCUGACUCAGGACAUUUCUGCCUACAUCGAGGAAAUCACCCAGGGCGGAGACAUUAUGGCCGUAGCGGUGGAGGCCGGCAAGACGGUCGAGUGGACUCUGAAGCAGGGCACGGAUUUCCUCCUGGGGGACAGGGGCAAGUUCUCCUGGAAGACGAACUACUAA